GACCAAAACCAUCCAAUAUCACGAGCUAGCUACAAACCAAUCUCACAAGGUGUUAAGCGAGAACACUUCCUCCUUGUGUUCGACCCCGACUACAACGCGGCUGUGCACUUGCAGCUCAACUAG
Microthlaspi erraticum is the source of this 123-nucleotide messenger RNA. The record is from the annotation of a GenBank genome assembly. NCBI's taxonomy places the organism in Eukaryota, Viridiplantae, Streptophyta, Magnoliopsida, Brassicales, Brassicaceae.